GAUUGUUUGGGUGGAGCAGGGUUUUGGUUUGGGUCUGGCUGGUUCGGCACUUUCGCUAUCCGUUCAUCACAUGUCAAAGCUGAAGGAAUCCAACACCGUCUGAACUCUUAACACCCUUUGUUUUUUCACUGUGGUGAUCACAAUUUCUCACAAAGCGUAAACAGGUAGAUCAUAUUGACAGAGGAUUUUAGUAGCAAUGACUGCAUCUAGUUUGAGUGGUUGUACCUCAAGAUGUCCCCAGCUACCUUUUGCUCCCUUGGGAUCACGCCAUGUUCGGGUUAUGGCCUUUUCUGUGGCUGGAAAAUGGAAACAAGGGAUAGAGUUAGUCCAGGUGGAAAGAACAAGCUUUAUGUCUCCAAUACUAAAAAGCAAUGGACGACAAGUUCAGUUGAUCAAAAGUGCAAUGGAUGCUUCAUAUGGCGAUAUGGCUAAUGAUUCUUCUGCUGUUUUUCCAAGAAUUAAUGUGAGAGACCCAUAUAAACGACUUGGAAUAAGCAGGGAAGCUUCUGAAGAUGAAAUUCAAUCAGCAAGGAACUUCCUUAUUCAAAAAUAUGCUGGACACAAGGCAAGUGUAGAUGCAAUUGAGUCAGCACAUGACAAAAUAAUCAUGCAAAAGUUCUAUGAGCGGAAGAACCCAAAAAUUGACAUUAAGAAAAAAGUGAGGGAAGUCAAUCAAUCCCGAUUUGUUCAGGCUGUCCGAGGCAGAUUUCAAACUCCAUCUACAAAAUUCAUUAUAAAAACGUCACUAGCAUUUUUGUUACUUGGAGUUUUAACUGUACUCUUUCCAACUGAGGAAGGGCCAACUCUCCAGGUAGCAUUAUCUCUGAUCGCUACAAUAUAUUUUAUAUAUGAUCGGCUGAAGAGCAAGAUACGAGCUUUUUUAUAUGGGGUUGGAGCAUUUGCUAUCUCGUGGCUGUUGGCAACCUUCUUGAUGGUGUCAGUAAUUCCUCCUAUUACCUUACUCAAGGGACCAAGGGCAUUUGAAGCGAUCUCAUCAUUGAUAACAUAUGUCUUAUUAUGGAUAUCAUCUACCUAUCUUAGGUGAAGAGGAUUUUAAAGCAGAAGACCAGAUUUUGGAGUGGAAGUUCACACAAUGUUAUUGCUUACCUUAUUUAGAUGUGGAAUAUAGCUUAGAGAAGGAAAAAAAAAUGACAUAGCUUAUUUUUUUUGAAUGAACAGAUGUUUGUCUUUCUUGAUUAAAUAUUUGAAUGAGCAAACGUACUGGAAUUUUUUAGAAGUGAAAAUGAAUGUGUUUUGUUCAUUAUGGA
Cajanus cajan (pigeon pea) is the source of this 1268-nucleotide messenger RNA. The record is from RefSeq and is a predicted model, not a curated record. NCBI's taxonomy places the organism in Eukaryota, Viridiplantae, Streptophyta, Magnoliopsida, Fabales, Fabaceae.